CCACAGGCGGGACCGACAUCCGGCGAGUACGUCGUGCCGGCCCGGGCGGAGGCCGCCAUGGUGCGGUUCAAGCACAGGUACCUGCUCUGCGAAUUGGUGUCAGACGACCCUCGCUGUCGCCUAAGUCUAGAGGACCGAGUGCUGGGUGGCCUUUUUCGGGACACGAUUGCCAGGAUACACGGGACUUUCGGCGCAGCCGCCUGCUCGAUCGGUUUCGCGGUUCGAUACCUCAAUGCCUAUACUGGAAUAGUGCUACUUCGAUGCCGAAAAGAAUUCUACCAACUUGUGUGGUCAGCUCUUCCUUUCAUCACAUACUUGGAGAACAAAGGACACCGUUACCCUUGUUUUUUCAACACCUUACACGUGGGAGGUACAAUUAGGACAUGUCAGAAGUUUCUGAUUCAGUACAACAGGAGACAGUUGUUAAUCUUGUUACAUAACUGCACUGAUGAAGGACAGCGAGAAGCUAUCCAGAAGUCUGUCACAAGGAGCUGUUUACUAGAGGAUUCUGGUGAGGAAGAGCUUUCAGACAAUGGUGGUGAAGAGGCUGCUGAAGCAAUGGAAUGAACUUCUGCUUGCCACAAAGGUGGCUACUGUGUCCAGGCCCACUUAUGGAAACAGAACAUUCUAGGAGGCAGCAGCAUCUACAGUUCUCCAAACUGGAAGACUACCAACCAGAAGACAAGUGACCAGUGCAAAAUGGAGAACUUAAUUAAGUUGCCUUUAACAUCCCUUGGCUCAUUGGUUCUGCAGAUUGUAAAGGCUCUGUAGUUACAUUUCUGUACCUAAUUGCUUGGUUGACAUCAGGUUAAAUAUAUUUAACUUUUAUAGCAUUUAGCAUAAAUUACAAAAAGGGGUUAUAGAAUUCAUGUAUGGCCAAGUCUCCCCAUCUACAGCCUGACUGACUGUAGAUGAAAGACUGACUCCCUCUGUGGUAUUUUUUUUUUUAAAUACUUAGCAUUCCUUUGAGGCUUUGUACUCUCAACCCCCAAGCUGGAUCUUAAGCAAAAUAAAUCAUCUGGAAUAAAAAUUUUAAGACACAGCAACUAAACUUUAUACAGAUCUAUAGCUAAUCUAAUCUGGGCUUUAUAAAUACCAGAUUCCUUCCCAAUAUUUCAUCAGGUGACUUGAUAAGAAAUGCAGCUUUUGCACUUAGGGAUUGGGGGACUGGCUUCACUUGCCCUCAUUAUUACAUGGUCCUGGAGCAUGUGCCAAAUUCAGUUAGUUCUCUGCAGUUCUACUCUUUUUUUGUGGCCUUAAACCUAAAGCCAACACUGCCACACUCAUAGGAAUUAGGAUGGGUAAAAGCCUUGUGACCACAUUUAGCCUGCUACCUCCUAAUGACAUCCCCAAGGAUCUCUUGUCUCCAUAAUAAAAGGAUGUAGAACUUUUUUUCUUCUUGGUACCAGGGAUUGAACUCAGGGGUGCUUACCCACUGAGCCACAUAUAUAGAGCUUUUUUAAAAUUU
Messenger RNA from Sciurus carolinensis (gray squirrel), 1468 nucleotides. It is a transcript of the gene Pop5, whose product is annotated as POP5 homolog, ribonuclease P/MRP subunit. NCBI's taxonomy places the organism in Eukaryota, Metazoa, Chordata, Mammalia, Rodentia, Sciuridae. Gene Ontology annotation, biological process: tRNA 5'-leader removal. Gene Ontology annotation, molecular function: ribonuclease P RNA binding. Gene Ontology annotation, cellular component: ribonuclease P complex. Bases 58 to 567 code for a protein of 169 amino acids. The transcript is spliced from 5 exons. The record is from RefSeq and is a predicted model, not a curated record.